Molecule: messenger RNA, 906 nt
Organism: Prosopis cineraria
Lineage: Eukaryota; Viridiplantae; Streptophyta; Magnoliopsida; Fabales; Fabaceae
Product: blue copper protein-like
Exons: 2
Coding region: 43-624 (193 amino acids)
Cellular component (GO): plasma membrane
Molecular function (GO): electron transfer activity
Source: RefSeq, a predicted model, not a curated record
ACACUUUCCCGAAGUCUCUCCUCUUCCCUUCUGUCUCAUACAAUGGCACUCUCCAACGUCUUGAUUCUAUGUGCAUUCGUAGCUAUCAACAUGGCCCUGCCGGCGCUGGCCAAAGUCUACACCGUUGGAGAGUCAUCUGGCUGGAUGAUCGGUGCUGAUUAUGGGACCUGGGCUAGUGGCAAAACCUUUCAAGUUGGUGAUUCUCUCGUGUUCAACUAUGGAGCGGGGCACACAGUAGACGAAGUUAAAGAGAGUGACUACAAAUCCUGCACCACUGGUAAUUCACUUACUUCCGACAGCAGUGGAGCCACCACCAUUACCCUUAAGACCGCCGGAUCUCACUACUUCAUAUGUGCGAUUCCUGGACAUUGCAGUGGUGGCAUGAAGCUUGCCGUUGAUGUUAAGGCCGGAAAAGCCUCCUCUCCUACUGCAACGCCUUCCUCCGGUAAGGGCUCGCCUUCCGGUGAUACCCCAACCACCACCACCCCCUCCUCCUCCUCCUCCACCACCUCCUCCACCACUCCAUCCACUACGGCCCAUUCUUCUUCAGCCGCUAGCUCUUCACCCAUUGUUGCUAUCAUGACCGCUUCUUGGGUUUUAUACUGUGUGACGCGCCUGCUAUGAGUCAUGGCUACACAUUCCCCUAGUCCAUAUCGCCAGGACAGAGGCAGUGCUUCCAUGUUCUUUUUUUUACUUGCCCGCGUAUUUUUAUUUUAUUUUAUUUUUGUUAGUAGUAUUUAUCCUCAUCUCUGUUCCCAUUUAUUUUAAUAAAUUAUUUUUUUUUAAAAAAGAAACUAUGCUUGAUAUGGUGGUUGCUGUCUCAAUUAAUCAUUUCACGAUGCUAAAGGUUCCUUUGAUCGCUCCGCAAGUGUACGUGAUUGCAUUAAUAAAUUAUUCAAAAUAUUA